UCCGCAAGUCCCAGCUCAGGGAGUGGCGGAGGCUGCGGAGCUGCCGAACUGUGCAGAAAAGGCCUGAAGAUGCGAGCGGGCCCCGCGCCGUAGACAAUGAAGCCGCGGGCACCGCCGCCCGCCCCGGGCUCCGCGCGCCGCGGCCGCACCUGCCGGCGAGACCGUCUCCGCGCCUGAUCGCCCGCCGCUCCGCCCACCCGCCGCGCUGGCCCAUGGCUCGGCGCCCCGGACCCGGACCCCCGCACUCGGGCCGCGCCGCGCACGGGCCGGCGGGCGCCAGCGGUGUCGUCCCCGCAGCCUGAGCACAGCCCUCACGGCCAGCGGGGGGCGUGGGCCCACUGCGGGCGUGCCCGUUCUCCCGCCUCGCCCCGCGACAGCCCGACCGCGCGUCCCGGCCCGCGGCGCGCUGGAUGCGGCGGGGCCCGGGCGGGCGGCGCGGUGGCCGCGGCCCCGGGCGACAUGUACCUGCUGGACGGCAGCGGAGAGCCCGCGUCUCCGCCCGCGGAUGCGAUGCCGCGCGGGACACCCCCCAGGAAGACCGUCUACCGUAUCUCCGUGACCAUGGUCAGGAAGGACCAGCUGGCCGCGCCGGUCCCCGGAGGCACCGACCCGCGGCCGGCUCGGAGGCCCCGGCCCACGCGCUCCCCGGACGCGCCCGGGCGGCUGGUGGAGGAGGCGGAGGAGGAGGCUGCGGGCGCUGAGGACCCUGAGGGCCGCCGGCCGCGCGCCUGGGACUUCCGCACCUUCCGCACCCGCAGCACCGGGCAGCUGGAGCUCGGGCGGCUCCGGCCUUGCGCACGCGGCCUCGAGCCCGCAGACCUGGCCGGCGGCCCCCCAGGCGUGGAGGAGGGGCCCGGCUCGGCCGCGCCGGGCAGCCCCGACGUGGAGGGGGUCCGGGCCGCGCCCCUACGGCGGAGCCUCAGCUUCAGGCACUGGAGCGGUCCCGAGGCGUCGCAGAGUCGAGCCCUGGGCCGAGGGAGGCGCCACAGCAGCUCCGGGAGUCUGGCCUGGGCACCGGGUGGCGAGGCGGCGGCCGACCGGUUGACAGCGGUGGAGCCCGCGGCCCCCGCGCAGCCGGUCUCGGAGAAGCGCAACACCCUGGACGUGGGCGAGGUGCUCAGCAAGAACGACGCGCUCUCGGACCUGGAGCGCUGGGAGCGCAGUAAGAGCAAGAACCGCACGCUGGACAACAGCGACCUGCAGCGGCUGGAGCGCGCGCGGGCGGCGGCCGCGGGCCCCGGCGCCGCUUCCGAGCACCGGCUGCUGCGCUUCUUCAGCGGCAUCUUCGCGCGCAGGGAUGGCGCGCCCGGCGGCGGGCCCUCUCCCCGAAGCGGCUCCUCGCGACCCCGCGGCUACUUCAGCAGCCUGCGGCGGGCCCCAGCCGAGGCUCACUCGUCCAGCGCGGAGAGCAUCGACGGGUCCCCGCGCAGAGAUGCCUUUGUGAAUAGCCAGGAAUGGACGUUAAGUCGAUCUGUGCCGGAGCUCAAAGUGGGCAUCGUGGGUAAUUUGGCCAGCGGCAAGUCGGCCCUGGUGCACCGAUAUCUGACCGGCACGUACGUCCAGGAGGAGUCUCCCGAAGAUAUGGAUGCAGGUGGCAGGUUCAAGAAGGAGAUCGUUGUUGAUGGACAGAGCUACCUGCUGCUGAUUAGAGAUGAAGGGGGCCCCCCAGAGGCGCAGUUUGCCAUGUGGGUGGAUGCUGUGAUAUUUGUCUUCAGCUUAGAGGAUGAGAUAAGCUUCCAGACCGUUUACCACUACUACAGUCGGAUGGCCAACUAUCGGAACACGAGCGAGAUCCCUCUGGUUCUGGUGGGGACCCAGGAUGCCAUAAGUUCCACUAACCCACGGGUCAUCGACGAUGCCAGGGCGCGGAAGCUGUCCAGCGACCUGAAGCGCUGUACCUACUACGAGACGUGCGCCACGUACGGGCUGAACGUGGAGCGGGUCUUUCAGGAUGUUGCCCAGAAGAUUGUGGCCACGAGGAAGAAGCAGCAGCUGUCCAUCGGGCCCUGCAAGUCGCUGCCCAACUCCCCCAGCCACUCGUCCGUCUGUUCGGCACAGGUGUCUGCUGUGCACAUAAGCCAGACAAGUAACGGAGGCGGGAGCUUAAGCGACUACUCCUCCUCCGUCCCGUCAACGCCAAGCACCAGCCAGAAGGAACUGCGAAUCGACGUCCCUCCCACUGCCAACACACCAACACCUGUCCGGAAGCAGUCCAAGCGCCGCUCCAAUCUCUUCACUUCUCGGAAAGGGAGUGACCCAGACAAAGAGAAAAAAGGCCUGGAGAGCCGCGCGGACAGCAUCGGGAGCGGUCGAGCCAUCCCAAUUAAACAGGGCAUGUUGCUGAAGCGGAGCGGCAAAUCUCUGAACAAGGAGUGGAAAAAGAAAUACGUCACCCUGUGUGACAAUGGCGUGCUGACCUACCAUCCAAGUUUACAUGAUUACAUGCAGAAUGUUCAUGGUAAAGAGAUUGAUCUUCUGAGAACCACUGUGAAAGUCCCAGGGAAGAGGCCACCCCGAGCCACGUCGGCCUGCGCGCCCAUCUCCAGCCCUAAAACCAAUGGCCUGUCCAAGGACAUGAGCAGUUUACACAUCUCACCAAAUUCAGGGAAUGUCACUAGUGCAUCUGGGUCUCAGAUGUCCAGCGGCAUCAGCCUGGGCUCCUUCGGCAGCCGGCCGGACGGCAUGCAGCAGCGCUCCUACUCUGUCUCCAGUGCCGACCAGUGGAGUGAGGCUACGGUCAUUGCAAACUCAGCCAUCAGCAGUGACACAGGGCUGGGCGACUCCGUGUGCUCCAGCCCAAGUAUCUCCAGCACCACCAGCCCCAAGCUCGACCCGCCCCCCUCCCCUCACGCGAACAGAAAGAAGCACCGAAGGAAGAAAAGUACCAGCAACUUCAAAGCUGACGGGCUCUCCGGCACCGCUGAAGCCAAACGCAAGGCUUGGAAACUAAACCGUGUUGGUAGCCUGCGAAAUAUUUACAGCAGCAGCAGCACCAACACUGAAGAACAAGAGGAAAACUUUGAGUUUAUCAUUGUGUCCCUCACUGGCCAGACGUGGCACUUUGAAGCCACCACAUAUGAAGAGCGAGAUGCGUGGGUCCAAGCCAUCGAGAGCCAGAUCCUAGCCAGCUUACAGUCAUGUGAGAGCAGCAAGAAUAAGUCCCGACUGACGAGCCAGAGUGAGGCCAUGGCCUUGCAGUCGAUACGAAAUAUCCGCGGGAACUCCCACUGCGUGGACUGCGAGACCCAGAAUCCUAACUGGGCCAGUUUGAACUUGGGAGCCCUCAUGUGCAUCGAGUGCUCAGGGAUCCACCGGAACCUGGGCACCCACCUUUCUCGAGUCCGGUCUCUGGACCUCGACGACUGGCCCAUCGAGCUUAUUAAGGUGAUGUCAUCCAUUGGGAACGAGCUGGCCAACAGCGUCUGGGAAGAGAGCAGCCAGGGGCGGACGAAGCCCUCACUGGACUCCACAAGGGAAGAGAAAGAGCGGUGGAUCCGAGCCAAGUACGAGCAGAAGCUCUUCCUGGCGCCGUUACCCUGCACGGAGCUGUCCCUGGGCCAGCACCUGCUGCGGGCCACGGCCGACGAGGACCUGCGGGCCGUCAUCCUGUUGCUGGCCCACGGCUCCCGAGAGGAGGUGAAUGAGACCUGCGGAGAGGGGGAUGGCCGCACAGCACUGCACCUGGCGUGCCGGAAGGGUAACGUGGUCCUGGCACAGCUCCUGAUUUGGUACGGGGUGGACGUCAUGGCCCGGGACGCCCACGGGAACACAGCGCUGGCCUACGCGCGCCAGGCCUCCAGCCAGGAGUGCAUCGACGUGCUGCUGCAGUAUGGCUGUCCCGACGAGCGCUUCGUGCUCAUGGCCACCCCCAACCUGUCCCGGAAGAACAAUAACCGGAACAGCAGCAGCGGGAGGGUGCCCACCAUCAUCUGAGGACCGCGCCCCUGCCCGCCGCACCGGGGCGCCGGCAGCCUUGCGCCCUCUCUCGGAAGUCACGACACGUGAGUCCUGUCGCGUCCCCACUCUGUUCCCGCUGGUCGCCUGCCACCUGCCCACCUGCCCUCACCCCACGCGAAAUCACAAAACCCGACCGUCCUUGCGGGGCGAAGAGGAGGCCAGGAGGCUGGCGAACGGGGUCCUUUUCAUAAACUCCCCUAGCGACAAGCAGGAGCUACCGGCGGGCCUCGGUUUAUUGACGAUAGCACACAGCAAGGGACCCCCC
This is a messenger RNA of Lontra canadensis (Northern American river otter), 4222 nucleotides long. RefSeq names its product ArfGAP with GTPase domain, ankyrin repeat and PH domain 1 (gene AGAP1). The transcript has 20 exons. NCBI's taxonomy places the organism in Eukaryota, Metazoa, Chordata, Mammalia, Carnivora, Mustelidae. The record is from RefSeq and is a predicted model, not a curated record. Gene Ontology annotation, molecular function: GTPase activator activity; protein binding; GTPase activity. Gene Ontology annotation, cellular component: nucleus. Bases 460 to 3933 code for a protein of 1157 amino acids.